AAGAGAGUAUGCAUCAAGAAAGCGCCCAAUUCCGGUAAAUUUCACAUGACAUUGUCAGGUUCUUGCAGGCCCCUUUUGCAGAGCAAGCAAAGUGACGUCAGGACAGCGAGAAGGGUUGGGGUCUGGUUAGACCACAAAGCAAAUGUUCCCUCGGCUAAAGCUCUCAUGAAUUUAAUCCUGAAACUCAUCAGCGAGCUAUUUCAUGUGGCAACUCGCCGAGACGCCUGUUAGGUUUCACGUCCCUGAAGUUAAUCACACCGUUUCUAUGUGGUUAUGCACAGAACUCGGUAAAUCUAAGCUCAAAUGCCUGGAUGUUUGAGACGUCCAGGUACCUUUACACUGGACACACCUUUGAGGCAAAGUGCACAUAUCUUGGCGCCAUUUUUCUCUCUAUACUUUUAGCGGUCACCGAAUCAGUUUGGUUUUCGCCCUGCACAUGCAAAGCGGGCAGCUGUUCUGAGCACCAGCUCACCUGUCUCAAAGUUUCUGAUUCUUGGAAAAGUCUUCCUGUGACAUGGGCACCUUUCCGAGAAGCCCUAUCCAAGGUGACCUUCAAAGGCAUCGUCUCCCCCUGUCACGUCUCUGCUGAUGUCAUCCUGUCUGAAGCACCAACAGAGCAUACCUGCAUUACCUGAAGAAGGCAUAUUAAUCAGUAGAUUAUGAAAUGAUGCGAGAAUGUCUUGUGUGUAACCUGGUUAGUGUCCCUGACUGAUAAUGGUGUUGGUUGUUUAUGGUCAUUUUGGUCUUAGUAACAUCUCUCUGCAUUGAGUGGUUACCAGAUAGUUGUGUUAGAUGUUGAUUCGCUGCUUUCAUUAGCCAAUAGUUGCUCUUCAGUGCUUGUCAGGGUUUGGUGAGUGUGUCAGAGGCGUGACAGGGGCGUGUGGGUGGCCGGCGUGAGUUUCACUUCAGAGCCGUGUUAUAAAGUUGAAGUGACAGGACGCGAUGCCUUCCCCUGAAGAUCACAGAGCCAGCUCUCCACGCAUGGCAGGCAUGGAAUACGACCGCCGGCACAUGCACCCUCCGGUCUUUCUGGUGGACCGAGGCGGCCUGGCGUCGGCGCCGGGCCUGCCCGGAGAUCCCGGCCUGGUGCCCUGCUGGACGUUCCCCCCAGCCCGAGCAAAGCGCAAGAGGGGCCACGGGCGUGGGUGCAUGGUCCUGAUGGGGCUGCUGACGCUGCUGCUGCUGUUUGGUGCGAUGGCGCUGGGCGCCUACCAGAUACUGAGGCUGCAGUCUGAGCUGGCACAGCUGAAACAGGACUUCAGUGCACAAAAUGAGGGCACAGUCUCUGAGAAGUUGACCGACCUUCGAGAGACCGAUUCCCACCACGACGGGCUGAGGCAGGCAGCUCACCUCACGUUUCAGCUUCCCAAGGAUAAGCAGGCAAAGACACUGGAAUGGGAGCCCCAGCACGGACGAGCCUUCACUCAGGGUGUGGUCUACCGGGACGGGGCCCUGCAGGUGAAAGAGGCGGCCCUCUACUUCGUCUACUCGCGGGUGGAGUACAUGGCCAGGCAGUGUCCCAACAAAGACGCCCUCAUCCACGUCGUCUUCAAGAGGGGCCAGAAGGACCCAAAGCCACUGGUGCUCUUGAAGGGCCAUUGCGAGGGUUACUGCCAGCAACAGCAGGAUGGCUACUGGUCCACCAGUAGCUACGUGGGCGCCGUGCUCCACCUGGACCAGCAGGACCAGAUCUUUGUCAACGUGUCCAAGCCAGGCCUGCUCAGCCACAACUUCGAUGCAAAUUUCUUCGGACUCUUCAAGAUCUAAGACUGCUGCACCAUGAAUUCUAUCACCUUCCAUCAGUUUGCCCUGACCAAAUGAAAGCUGUAAGCCAUCUUGGUAACACAGGUUAUAAAUCCUUUAGCUAAUAUGAACAAUUUAUUUUUUGGGGGUUAUCAUGGCUUGGUUUGCGGUUUACAAGGAAAUGAAAACUCACUGUGAGUUCACUGUGGUAUUUGGUGUAGAUAUUAGUAGCAGGGGUAUAAAUGUGUAAAGAUUUCAAACACUAACAUGGUGCUAGAUCAUUAUUACAAGUACCUAGAUAUUUAUAUGAGAUCUGAUUCUGGUGAAAUCGGGUUUAGAUUUGAAUGUAUGUUCUUAUGAACAAAAAAUUAAUUUAAUGCUCUUCCAACCAACAAAUGCUUUUCCAACCAAUAUAUUUUUUGCUAUAUGGAAUAAAAUGCAUACUUUGUAAUAUUUAUAAAUAGUGAGGACUGAAUAAUGUGAAUGAAUAACUCAUAUUUGUUCAUGAUUAAGCUGUACAAAUAAAUUGUUUACCACCAGGGCCUGGUUCUAGUUAAAA
This is a messenger RNA of Paramormyrops kingsleyae, 2302 nucleotides long. RefSeq names its product Fas ligand (TNF superfamily, member 6) (gene faslg). Gene Ontology annotation, biological process: positive regulation of canonical NF-kappaB signal transduction; extrinsic apoptotic signaling pathway via death domain receptors; immune response. Gene Ontology annotation, cellular component: membrane. Lineage: Eukaryota; Metazoa; Chordata; Actinopteri; Osteoglossiformes; Mormyridae. Gene Ontology annotation, molecular function: tumor necrosis factor receptor binding. The record is from RefSeq and is a predicted model, not a curated record.